Thelazia callipaeda (thelaziosis nematode) is the source of this 579-nucleotide messenger RNA. Lineage: Eukaryota; Metazoa; Nematoda; Chromadorea; Rhabditida; Thelaziidae. The record is from the annotation of a GenBank genome assembly.
AUGCGUGCGACCACAGGUGUGUGCAGACGCAUUGGGCCGAGUGCGUUCGUGUGCGCUUUUGAAGCAUGCCAUUACAUGUGUGAGUGCAUGUCUUCUUGUACGCACGCGUGUAGGCGAUGGGCAUGUGUAGAUGCACAAGUGGAAGCGUUGGUGUGGGUGGGUUUGUAUUGGUGUUUCUGCGUUUGCAAGAUUUUGUGUGGUAAUGUCACUGGUUGCGAAAAAACGAGUUAUGAAAAUGGUGAAAGCGUAUUUUCUGUUGCACGAGUUCGUGUGGGCACAUGCAUUAGUCCAAUUGCGUUCGUGUGUGCUUCUGUAUGCUUGCGGAUGUGUGCCAGCACAUGUGUAAGUUCAUGUGUUUUUAUGUACGCGUGUGUUCGGAUGUGUUUCUAUGGGACUGCGAUGUGCCAGCGCACACGGGUGAGCAUGCAUGUUUGCAUAGAUUUCUGCUUUUGUGCGUUCGUGGGGACUGACCAACCAAUCAGUAGGAAUACAGAGACGUUCAUGCCAUUUAAAUUCAUAGCAAUGCGUGUUGUGCGUGGUAAGAAAGAAGUGAGAAGACAGAUUUUGAAAAAUCGCUGA